GGACAAUGAAUAAGUUUCUAGACUUUCAUCUGAUGCAUCGUCUCAGAAAAAGACACAUGCAUACAGCGAAGGAAAAGUAGGCCACAAAGUAGUCCAUGCUCCCUUAAAUGACCAAAUACGGCUAUACCCAUGCCAUGAGUUGGAUGAUUCUGCCUUGCUGUUUACGCCCGGCCCUGUUUUUCUUUUCAAUCUGGGUUAUAGAUGGUGGUUUGCUUUACUCUUCUCCAUAUAUAUAAAUAUAGAAGCUUUACAUGAGUCUUAGCUAGCUGUUGAUGAUGACGACGACGAAUAUUGACAAAUUUGUGAUUGUGGAUGAGAAAUUCUGCUAUCCUGAAGAGACCCAUCUCACCGCCCGCAAGACCUCCGUUUUUUUCCCCGGCGACGGCUUCGUCGUCUACGACCCACAUGGCGAGUUUCUGUUCCGGCACGAUUCAUACGGCCCCGAUUCCAGACCCAAAGAUGAGCUUGUUCUCAUGGAUCGCUCCGGUAAAUGCCUCCUCACCCUUCUUCGAAAGAAGCCGAGUCUUCACCAAAGGUGGGAAGGAUACAGAGGAGAGAAAGCAGAGCAUCAAGAUCCAAUUUUUAGAGUUUCCAGGUCAUCCAUAAUCGGACGGUCAAGAUUGGUGGUAGAGGUUCACGGUGAUGCUGAUAAGGAGUACCAAAUUGAAGGCUCUUUUCCACAUCGAUGCUGUACAAUUUACAAGUUUUAUGCUGAGAACACGUCAAGGGAACCUGUGGCUGAGAUCAAAAGAAAAGUAGACCCCUCAACUGGUGUGAUGCUUGGGAAGGAUGUUUUCUUGUUGUGUCUCAAGCCUGGGGUUGAUAGUGCUUUUGUAAUGGGAUUGGUGCUUAUUCUUGAUCAAAUGUAUGGUGAUGAUGAUGUGGAGCAUGUGGGACCUACCUUUGAGGAUUCAUCAACCUAAUAAUCUUAGGUGUUUUUUUUAAUGUCAAAUUUGGUCCAGCUUGGCAGUGUUUCUUUA
This is a messenger RNA of Carya illinoinensis, 980 nucleotides long. Its product is annotated as protein LURP-one-related 5-like. Lineage: Eukaryota; Viridiplantae; Streptophyta; Magnoliopsida; Fagales; Juglandaceae. The transcript is spliced from 2 exons. The record is from RefSeq and is a predicted model, not a curated record. The coding region runs from base 273 to 923 and encodes 216 amino acids.